Linum trigynum is the source of this 6868-nucleotide messenger RNA. NCBI's taxonomy places the organism in Eukaryota, Viridiplantae, Streptophyta, Magnoliopsida, Malpighiales, Linaceae. The record is from the annotation of a GenBank genome assembly.
CUAACAAUAACAACUAUUUCAAGUUUUUAGUUCAGACAAUAUAAAUCAUAUUUUUGUUGUCCACACUUUCAACUUCAAGCAUUCUAUUUUGAACAAUGCAUGUAUUGGAAAUAUAAUGAUGAGAUUGGAAAAAAUGUCUACCAUGGUAUAGUUUGCUCUUGCCUUUCUACAGGCAAUUUCAACCCGCCCGGCGGGUAUUACCCAACCCGACCAGCGAUGGGGUGGGUAUUACCCUACCCACAGUAGCGUGGCGCGGGGCAUGAGUAUCUACUUCCGCCCCGUUCUAUAUUCAUUUUAUCUCAAUUUCUUAUAGCGUGGGGCUGGACAUGGAAAUAGAGGUACCCGCCCUGCCCCAUUGCCAUCACUACUUUCUGUCGCUUGUAACUAGUUGUAUGUACAUUCUUUUAAUUUCUAUUUCUUGAAUAAUAAUUACUACCACCACUAACAAAAAAACAAACUUCUGCCUGAGCCCAAGUUGAUAUAGAGUCCUACUAUAUGAAAUAAUUAAAUUGGUUAAAUCACAUUUUAAGUAUAUAAUACCAAGGAGUGUGAAUUCGUACUGUGAGUUUUACCGUAAAAGUCGGUGAUAUGAUAUUUUGUUCUAAAACCUAGUUUAACUAUUGAUCAACCAUUUCAUAUUACUAAAAUCACCUACUGAUUUGGUAUCAAUAUUCGAUAUUUUCGAUUCAACCAACCGAUAUAAUAAGGAUUCUAAAACAUAGCUGUAUCAGCCUGCGUUUUUUCUACACAAUUUCCGAUAUCGUUUUGGCAUUCUUGUUAAAAACACUAGCAAAUCAUACGUUACAAAAGCAUUUUAUUCCUAAUCUAUGGUCCUGUUUCUCGGCGAGAAAACUCUUGUUGAAAUGAGAUGGAUUGCACCUUUGACUUCUAUGGACAACGAUUUCUAAGACACGGCUCAAACCUCUUCAAACAAAGUUUGAACGAGGGUGUUUGAUUGAUAGUUUUUGGGAAUGAGAUCUAAAUUAAAUUACUUCUACUCCUAUGGAGGUUCGGAGAGAGCUCCAAACUACGAACUACAUCUAUUGCUACAUGAUAGAGAAAAGGUAAAGGAUAAACUUGACAUGUGUGUCAGAGUGUUGGUUUUUGAACCCCUUGUCUCUGUCGACCCCUCUUAUUUAUAGCCCCGAGGAGGUAACCGCCAUAAAAAAACCGCUUGUUGGAUAACUACUACAAAGAACCGCUCCUCCUUCUUCGGUAGAAAACCGCCUCUUGGAUAACUCCCAAAAAGAACUGCUCCCUGCUUCCUUGGAGUGGUGGUUACUCCUUCAACCGCCUAGGUGCCUCUCUUGGAACCGUCGUGGGUUUUGGAGUGUAGCUUGUCUCGCCUGGUCUUGUUCUGAAUCUCGUGCCAUGCUAGUCUUUUGACGAGCAUGUAGUGUCUCGCAAAGGGGGUCGUGGUCUUCUUGCCUCACGGCCAUGGACUUCUUACUCAUGUCCAUGGCCUUCUUGUCUUACGGCCAUGAACUUCUUACUCAUGUCCAUGACCUUCUUGUCUAACGGUCAUGGACCUCUUGAGACAUAUUCACUAGUGAUAUAAUGCUCCAUCACCACGCCCUUCUCAUUCGUGUCCAUGGCCACUCUUGUGAAGUGGCAUUGACUUCUCAAUCAUGCACAAGGACCCUCUCAUGAGGCGGCAUGGCCUUUUCAUACUUUGUAUUUUCAAUCAUUUCUAAUGCUUCUUGCUUCGCGUCCAUGGCCAUCACAUGACACGACCAUGGACCUCUUAAUCAUGCACAUGACCCUUCUCGUGAGGCGGCAUGACCUUCUCAGACUUAGUAUAUUUUGGAUCAUGAGGCGACAUGGUCUCCUCAUUCGCGGCCAUGGACUUCUCAGUCAUGUCUGUGGCCCUUCUCGUGACACGGCAUGAUCCUCUCAUACUUAGUAUGCAUGAUCCUCUCAUACUUAGUAUCUUUUCUUGCGUUCUCGUUGAAGUGGCACAUGCUUCUCCUUAUGCACAUGACCCUUCUCGUGAGGCGGCAUGACCUUCUCAGACUUAGUAUAUUUUGGAUCAUGAGGCGACAUGGUCUCCUCAUUCGCGGCCAUGGACUUCUCAGUCAUGUCUGUGGCCCUUCUCGUGACACGGCAUGAUCCUCUCAUACUUAGUAUCUUUUCUUGCGUUCUCGUUGAAGUGGCACAUGCUUCUCCUUGAAGCGAUAUGUACCUCUUCCAGACUUAGUUUAUUUUUCAGUCAUUCGGUAUUGGUCGCGGGGCGGCAUGUGCUCCUCACUUUCUAGAUGGACAUGGCCCUCUUUGUUGAGACGGCAUGUCCUCUUCAUUCAUGGCCAUGGACUUCUCAUACUUAGAAAUUUUUAUGCCAUCUCGUGGCAUGGCAUGGCCUCUUACGAGAGGCCCAUGUCCCUUAUUGAAUCAUGUUCAUGCUCAUUAAUGAGCUAGUGACUUAGGUUUAAAAUCAAUAUCCAUAAGACCCAAUUUAAACAACAUUAAUUGUUAUAAUGGGUGUGGCCUUAUAAACUUCUUGAUUAUCUUGUAACUCAUCAAUGUGGUACAAGACAAAAUUUAUGGCGUAAACAGGUCCAUUUUCCGGGUAGACCCAACCUUUUUUUUUUACAUCAACCCGAGCGCAGCUGAUUACACAGCUUGCCUCUCUCUCUCUCUCUCUCUCUCUCUCUCUGUGUGGAAAUAUACAGCAGCUUCGCUUUCACCUGAAAACAAUACAGCUAUUUUACCAAAAAAAAAAAAAAAAAAACAAUACAGCUACGUCAUCGUCACGCUCACUAUUCUGCCAGUCAUCACUACGCCAAUAGCUCUCUCUCUGUAACCCCUCAUUUCCCCUUUCUUGCUUUACUCUCAGCUGAGGAAUAGCAACGACGCGAGAGGAGAGGGGAGGGAAGGGAGGAAAGCAGACGGGAGUAUCAAGUGACGAGUAGUUAAGGCUUCAGAAGGAGACCGAUAAAAGGAGCCCUCACUCUUUGACCGCUCCACUCUCCGGUAAUUCCCUCCGUCCAAAUUCCUGUUGCUGAGUAAGAAUAGGACCCGUUCUUUCUCUCUCUCUCUCUCUCUCUCUCUCUCUCUCUCUCUCUCUCUCUCUCUCUGUUUGCUGUUUGAGAAACAAUGUGGGGUUUCUUCUUUCCGUUUCUGAACCAAUUUUGUAUUGCGUUCGCGAUGCUUCAAUUCAUGAUUAGAUGCUCUAGUUUUGCUUUGCCAGGUUCCACAGUUUAGUUAACCGUAGUAUGUUGCGGCACCCACAUGGAUGAUGAAAUGCAUGUAUGUCAGAGAGGGAAUUUAGGGUUCAUCUAGGGUUUUAUGGGGGGUUUCUCUGAAGGGGAUAAUGAGUCUAUUUGUGUUCGAUAUUAGCUUUGCUCGUUGAUGGUGCAUUUCUUUUUUCCUCAAUCGGAAUUGAGGUGUGUGAUUCUGUUUUUUCGACUUGUCAAUAGUUUGAGCUAUGAGUCAAUCUUCUGAGGAAGAGUCGGACAUCAGCGAGUCAGAGAUUAAUGAUUAUGUGGACAAACCAUACGAGAAGCUGCAAUCUCAGGCUUACAAAGUUCAGGUCCACGGGACUUUGAAAUGCCCCUUCUGUGCUGGGAAGAAAAAGCAAGGAUACAAGUACAAGGAGUUGCUUCAACACGCGUCAGGAGUGGGCAAGGGUGCUGCCAGUAGGAGCGGGAAGCAAAAAGCUAACCACCUUGCCUUGGCAAAGUAUUUGGAAAUUGAUUUAGCUGAUCUAGCUGAUGAGACGCUGACUCGACCUUUACCUCAAGUCACCAAUCCAUCUUCGGACCAAGAGGACAAGUUUGCAUGGCCGUGGAUGGGAAUUGUGGUGAACAUGUCUGCUGUGAAAUCAGCGGAUUCCCAAGGACAAGAAGAAAAUGACUACUGGUCAAGAACUUUUGCCAAGUACAAACCUGCAAAAGUGCAUGUUUUGUGGAAUGAGAAUCACCAGGCUAGUCAAGCUGUACUGCAUUUUGACAGUGAUUGGAAUGGUUUCACAAAAGCAACCGAUUUUGAAAAGUCGUUUGAAAGUCAUCGUCAUGGUAAGAAGGAUUGGAAGGCACGCGAAAAUGCUCCCGGGUCAAGUUUCUAUGGCUGGUGUGCACGUAGUGACGACUAUAAUUCGGAUGGACCAGUAGGGGAGUAUCUCCGGAAAGAAGCAAAGCUGACUACAAUCUCUGGCAUUGUUCAAGAAACCAAUCAAAACAGAAAUACAGUGGUAGCUGGCCUGACAGAAGAAAUUGCCAAGACCAAUCAAGAUCUUGAUAAAUUACAGAGUAUGUACAAUGAGAAUGCAAUGACAUUAAGCAGAACACUAGAAGAGAAAGACAAGUUGCAUAAUGCUUUUGUUGAAGAAACAAGGAAGAUGCAGCGGGUUGCACGAGACAAUGUUCACAGAAUUUUGGCUGAGCAGGAAAGAAUGAACAAUGAAUUGGAGUUGAGGAAAAAGAAAAUUGAUAACUGGACUAAAGAAUUGAAUAAGCGAGAAGCAUUAACAGACCGUGAGAGGCAAAGGCUUGAUGAGGACAUGAAGAAGAAUGACGUUGUAAACAACUCGCUCAAUUUGGCAUCAAUGGAGCAGAAGAAGGCUGAUGAGAAUGUUCUAAGACUGGUUGAAGAGCAAAAGAGGGAAAAAGAGGAGGCCUUAAAUAAGAUCAUUCAGUUGGAGAAGCAGCUUGAUGCAAAACAGAAGCUUGAAAUGGAAAUUCAGGAGCUAAAGGGGAAACUAAACGUGAUGAAACAUCUUGAGGAUCAGGAUGAUGCAGCUGUUAAGAAAACCAUGAAAGAGUAUCAUGAUGAGUUGGAGCAGAAAAUAGAGGAUCUGAAUAGUGUAGAGACUCUUAAUCAAACUCUCAUUGUAAAAGAGCGUCAAAGCAAUGAUGAGCUGCAAGAAGCACGGAAGCUGCUCAUAGAGGGCCUGUGUGAUACCUUAUCUGAUAAGGCUCGCACCAUCAUUGGGAUAAAGAGGAUGGGCGAACUGGAUGAAAAGGCUUUCUAUAAUGCAUGCAAAAAGAAAUAUCCGCCCGGAGAUGCUGAGGUCACUGCUGCAACACUAUGCAGCUCCUGGCAGGAGAAUCUGAAAGAUUCUGAAUGGUACCCCUUUAAAGUCAUUAUUGUCGAUGGGACCGAGAAGGGAAUUGUGAAUGAUGAAGAUGAAAAAUUGAAAGGUCUCCGUCAGGAGCAUGGCGAGGAGAUAUACUCAGCUGUGGUUACUGCCCUGAAGGAAUUGAAUGAGUAUAAUCCAAGUGGGAGGUAUAUUAUUCGUGAGCUCUGGAAUUACAAAGAAGAACGCAAAGCCACGCUGAAAGAGGUCAUUGCCUACAUCAUGAAACAAAUCAAGACCCUAAAGCGCAAGAGGUGAUGGCUGAGGGACCUUACAUUCCUGGGUGCGUACUUGGUAAGUUCCUUUGCUAGAUGAUUGAUUGAUUUUAUAAACAUAAUGAAUCUGAACCAUGCUGCACAGUACCAAAUACAAAGCCACCAAAAAUGAUUAGUUGUCAGUGUCACAGUAAAAGACUAACCUACUAUUAUACCUUAUUUGGGAACUUACUGUGCUUUACAUUAGAGUUAUAAGAGUGGGUUAUAGUGAAAAAUGAAGCGUGGUCGCUUCUCUAUAGCUUAGAAAUGAAACCCUUGGAAGUAGAAUAAGAACUUCAGGGAAGCAUUCCGAGUUCUUGUUUGUCUUGUUCUCACUCUCUUUGUAUAAUUGCUUAGCAGUUCAAACAAGCCUGCUUCUGAUCAUGAUUAUAGCCUUCCUAUUCACAGUGUGGAGGGUAUUCAAGAAGGUGUAGCCGCUUUUGAAGAGGACGAUAGAUGCCAGGGCUGCUGCGAAACCGUGGAGCUUUGGUUAUGUGGUUAGAGCGUUGGUUCAGCUGAAUGCCUCUUCUGCAACUUGGAUUUAUGACCUCUUGACGACAACCAAUUAUGGGUAACAACUUGAACAUUUGUGAAGGUUUCGUUUGAAGACUUCCUGGUAGAGCUGGAUUUUAAUUAAUGGCACCCACAUUGAUUGGUGCAACCUCCUGUCCUGUUCCCUUUAGGGGUAAUUCAAUGGAGAUUCGUAUAACGUGGAAACAUUGGGUUUUAACUUUUCUGACUCGUUAAGAUAUUAUCUUUAUUGUCGUUGGAAACUCGGUUUUAACUUUCGUCUGUGAUUGGUGGCGUUGCUGCUCAGCGCUUAGUGUCGAUCACCUGCCUAACUCGGGGCGGUCUCGAUGAUUUAGAGGUCAAACAACUGGUAAAGAUAAAUGGGUAUCUCGAUAUUUAUGCCCGUAUAGCUAGGUUGAGUAAUUUAUCAUGGGGUGCAAUUUGAAUCAGGUCGAAUAGGAAAAUAUUAAAAAGAUUCAAUUUUCAUUACAAAGAUAAAGAAAUAUAUUAUAACAUGAUUAAUGUAGUUAAACUAUUAUAAAAAUCGAGAUUGUCAGUAGCUAAAUUAUGAGGUAAAAUCAUAAAUAAUAUGUUAAAAUUGCCUGUGAUUUUAGGCAAAAUUGGCUAAGAAUGAGACGUGUUAGGACAAAUCAGAUCGUAAAAAGUACCCAUACCCCUAACCCAAAAUAAAUCGGAUCGAAAUUAUCGUUUCUGCUUUCUAAGGAAGAAAAUAACAUAUUCAAUGUAUCUACAAAUAUAUGGCUUUUGUCCUUACAACCAUAAUUUGUGUUUUUAAGAGAACAUGAUGGAUAUAUAUAUAUAUAUUAUUUAUCAAAAACUAUUAUAGUCCAACAUCAAUGCAACCAUGAUUGAUUAGUUGAAGCCUUGAAGGAAGUAGUAUAUGCAUAUAAAAACAAAACGAAGACAAUCCUUCCCUUUCACACAAAAUUAAGAAAAGGGAAGCCGGCCGGAAUAACUUCAACUCAUUUCCCCCUGCAAAUUAUUUAAUCAGUAAAAAUCACUAACAAUU